This is a messenger RNA of Botrytis byssoidea, 1470 nucleotides long. RefSeq lists its product as uncharacterized. NCBI's taxonomy places the organism in Eukaryota, Fungi, Ascomycota, Leotiomycetes, Helotiales, Sclerotiniaceae. The transcript has 4 exons. Bases 1 to 1470 code for a protein of 489 amino acids. The record is from RefSeq and is a predicted model, not a curated record. Gene Ontology annotation, molecular function: oxidoreductase activity, acting on paired donors, with incorporation or reduction of molecular oxygen; heme binding; monooxygenase activity.
AUGUUGGCUUCAAUCAUUGCUGUUUUGUUAUCCUACAUUGUAUAUGGAAUAAUAUGGCGUCUAUACUUCAGUCCAAUUGCCAAGUUCCCCGGACCGAAGCUGGCUGCUAUCUCCAUGCUCUAUGAAAUAUACCAUGAGAUUGUCUUGGGAGGAAAAUAUACCUUCAAAAUCAAGGAGUUGCAUGAGAAAUAUGGACCCAUAAUCCGUAUCAAUCCCUGGGAGCUUCAUAUCAAUGAUCCGGACUAUUACGAUGAAUUGUAUGCCGCUGGUGGGAAAAGACGCGAUAAAUAUCCUUACUAUACCAAGCAAUUUGGUAAUUCCGAGUCGAUGAUUGGUACUGUCUCGCACGAUCACCAUCGUCUUCGUCGAGGAGCCAUGAACCGUUACUUUUCCAAAGCCAGUGUGUUCCGCCUCGAACCCAUGAUUCAGAAAUAUGUAGAUUCGCUUGUUCAUCGGCUCCGUUCGUAUAAAGAUACUAAGAAGCCGGUUAAUCUCUCAUGGGCCUUUUCGUGUUUUACUUUUGAUGUCAUUUCGGAAUACGCGUUGGGAAGAACAGAUAGCUCUAUUGAGAAUUCUGACGAUUUUCACACGGAUUUUCAUGAUGCGAUUGAAAAUGUUGGUAACAUAUCACAUGUUACAAAGGUGUUCCCUUGGAUUUUCACCUUGAUGCAGUGUAUGCCAUUGUCGCUGAUAAGGUUUCUUGAUCCGAAGACUGUUAGCGUUGUGGAAUUUCAAAUGGGAAUGAAAGCUCAAAUUGGUGCUAUCAUCGAUGGAAAGAACGCCAAUUAUGAACGUUCUUCCCAGCUGACAAUCUUCCAUGAAAUUCUCUCUAGUGAUCUUCCCCCAAACGAGAAAUCAGUAGCUCGUCUCUGGCAAGAAGGACAAACAGUCAUAGGAGCCGGUACUGAAACAACAGCUUGGACCUUAUCUGUUAUUGCCUACCAUGUCCUCGCUAACCCUGAUAUUCUAUCGAAACUUCUUGCCGAGAUGGAGGGAAAGAAUGCAUUAAAGGAAUUAGAACAGCUGCCUUAUUUGACAGCUGUGAUACAAGAGGGACUGAGAUUAAGUUUUGGAGUUGUGGCGCAUUUGCAAAGGAUAUCUCCGGAUCAAGUAUUGAAGUUUCAUGAGUGGGAAAUUCCUUCUGGUACCCCUGUAUCCAUGUCCUCCUACCUUCAACAUCUCGACCCGCGCAUAUUUCCCUCCCCCAACACAUUCUCACCAGACCGUUUCCUUGAAAAUCCAUCUCUAUCAAAAUACAUUGUAAGUUUCAGCAAAGGAUCGCGUCAAUGUUUAGGUAUCAAUUUAGCAUGGGCAGAGCUGUAUUUGUGUGUCAAGGGUGUUAUUGGAGAGUUGAAUUGUGGAGAUGGGAGUUUGGCGUUGCAUGAUACGAAUGUUGGGGAUGUGGAGUGCACCAGUGAUUAUUUCGUGCCGGCGAGUAGUGGGAGGGGAGUGAGGGUUUUGGUUGGGUAG